Messenger RNA from Neofelis nebulosa (Clouded leopard), 3521 nucleotides. It is a transcript of the gene HIF3A, whose product is annotated as hypoxia inducible factor 3 subunit alpha. The transcript has 16 exons. Gene Ontology annotation, biological process: cellular response to hypoxia; regulation of transcription by RNA polymerase II. The coding region runs from base 728 to 2728 and encodes 666 amino acids. Lineage: Eukaryota; Metazoa; Chordata; Mammalia; Carnivora; Felidae. Gene Ontology annotation, molecular function: RNA polymerase II transcription regulatory region sequence-specific DNA binding; protein dimerization activity; DNA-binding transcription factor activity, RNA polymerase II-specific. The record is from RefSeq and is a predicted model, not a curated record.
CUGUUUCCGAUUCUGUGUCUCCCUCUCUCUCUGCCCCUCCCCCGUUCGUGCUCUGUCUCUCUCUGUCCCAAAAAUAAAUAAAAAACGUUGAAAAAAAAAUUUAAAUGCAAUCGCGUGACCGGGUUAGUGCUUUACCAAGUUCACGCAUUCCGCAGCUGUCCUUGGUUUGAAAGCACACAGAGGCAGGUAACCAUGAGAUCAUAUGGAUAAAACAGGAAGGAAAGGUAUGGGUUCAUCUUCUACGACUUGCAGGUGGAAAGUGUCCUGUUACUCCAUAACCUGAGCCCCCACCUCCUGGGCUACCGCAUAUCAGAUAGCGAGUGCGGUUUCCUCCGUGUGGUGGCCCCAGCAUUAGUGAAAAUGCAGAGAGGAUGGCUUCUCCAUUUGUUUUAAGUUUCCUCCCCUACAAAACACCUGCCAUUUCUGUAUCUCCCAGGUACCUUAUCCUUAGAACUUUCAAGCAACUCUGUCCCAAACCCCUUUAUUUACUCCCUGGAGAGCUAUUUGGGACCGUGCUCACGGUUAUCACGUGAUCUAGCAGAAGGGCGCAGGCUCCAUGAACUCGAGGAAGGGAACCAGAGGAGAGUGACAGUUUGCGGAUUUCUCCCCCCAUGGAUCGUGGUGAGGAUCCAAAGAGCAUAUGGCUCAAGGGCAGAUCAUAAUAAUGUUAACGGUGGCGAGGUAUGCCCGCUUUUUCAACGUAUGAACGCAUUUCAAGAUACUCACCAUGGUCGCCUGGUUUCAGUCGAGCACCGAGCUGCGCAAGGAGAAGUCCCGGGAUGCGGCCCGCAGCCGGCGCAGCCAGGAGACCGAGGUGCUGUACCAGCUGGCGCACACGCUGCCCUUCGCGCGCGGGGUCAGCGCCCACCUGGACAAGGCUUCCAUCAUGCGCCUCACCAUCAGCUACCUGCGCAUGCACCGCCUCUGCGCCGCAGGGGAGUGGAACCAGGUGGGAGCAGGGGGAGAAGCUCUGGAUGCCUGCUACCUGAAGGCCCUGGAGGGCUUCGUCAUGGUGCUCACUGCCGAGGGAGACAUGGCUUACCUGUCGGAGAAUGUCAGCAAACACCUGGGCCUCAGUCAGCUGGAGCUCAUCGGACACAGCAUCUUUGAUUUCAUCCACCCCUGUGACCAACAGGAGCUCCAGGACGCCCUGACCCCCCGGCCGAGUCUGUCCAAAAAGAAGCCAGAGGCCCCCACCGAGCGGUGUUUCUCUUUGCGCAUGAAGAGUACCCUCACCAGCCGCGGGCGCACCCUCAACCUCAAGGCGGCCACCUGGAAGGUGCUGUACUGCUCUGGACACAUGAGGGCCUACAAGCCCCCUGCGCAGACUUCCCCCGAAGGGAGCCCCAACUUGGAGCCGCCCCUGCAAUGCCUGGUGCUCAUCUGUGAAGCCAUCCCCCACCCGGGCAGCCUGGAGCCCCCCCUGGGCCGGGGCGCCUUCCUCAGCCGCCACAGCCUGGACAUGAAGUUCACCUACUGUGAUGAGAGGAUCGCGGAGGUGGCCGGCUACAGCCCCGAUGACCUGAUCGGCUGCUCCGCCUACGAGUACAUCCACGCUCUGGACUCAGACGCCGUUGGCCAGAGCAUUCACACCUUGCUGAGCAAGGGCCAGGCGGUAACGGGGCAGUAUCGCUUCCUGGCCCGGAGUGGUGGCUAUCUGUGGACCCAGACUCAGGCCACAGUGGUGUCAGGGGGCCGGGGUCCCCAGUCUGAGAGCAUCGUCUGCGUCCACUUUUUGAUCAGCCGGGUAGAAGAGACCGGAGUGGUGCUGUCCCUGGAGCAAACCGAGCGACACUCCCGCAGACCCGCUCAGCGGGGCACCCCCUCCCAGAAGGACGCCCCUGAUCCUGGGGACAGCCUUGAUGCCUCUGGUCCCCGGAUCCUGGCCUUCCUGCACCCCCCUGCCCUGAGCGAGGCCACCCUGGCUGCUGACCCCCGCAGCUUCUGUAGCCCUGACCUCCGUCGCCUCCUGGCACCUAUCUUGGACGGGACUUCAGUAGUUGCCACCCCCAGCGCACCCCCAGCCACACGGCGCCCCCAAAGCCCUCUUCCGGCCGAUCUGCCAGACGAACCACUCAUGGAUAUGGAGAAUACACACAAACUCUUGGCCUCUGGGAAAGACCUUGAGGCUGUGGAGACAGAUCUAGAUAUAGCUCAGGAUGUCGAUGCUCUGGAUUUGGAGAUGCUGGCCCCCUACAUCUCCAUGGAUGAUGACUUCCAGCUCAACUCCAGCGAGCAGCUACCCAGGGCCUUCCGCAGACCUCCAGGCGCUGUCCCCCGGCCCCGCGCUCGGAGCUUCCAUGGCCUGUCGCCCCCAACCCCUGAGCCUUCCCUGCUGCCCCGCUGGGGGAGUGACCCCCGGCUGAGCUGCUCCAGCCCUUCCAGAGGGGACCCUUUGGCAUCGUCCCCCGUGGCUGGGGCUCGGAAGAGGACCCUGGCUCAGAGCUCAGAGGACGAGGCCGAGGGGGUGGAGCUGCUGGGAGUGAAACCCCCCAAACGGUCCCCCAGCCCAGAACCCGAAAACUUCCUGCUGCCUCCCCUCAGCCUGAGUUUCCUUCUGACAGGAGGGCCAGCUCCAGGGAGCCAGCAGGAUCCCGGCACCCACCUCCUGGAACUGAAUGAGCCCCUCCGCCUGGGUCCCCCGCUGCUCUCUCUCUACGCGGACGAGGACCCCGUGGAGCCCAGGAGCCACUUCCAACCAGCGGCAGGCUUGGCCCAGGCCAACUGAGCCAGCUCUGCGGGCCCUCUUCCCUGCGCCCUUCCACUCCCCAGAAAGGACCUCAGCCACACUCCACGCCGGCAGCCAAAGCACAGGAUGGGGGCACCAGGAGAGGGGCUCCCUCUCUCCUUUCAGUGGCCCCCGCCCACCUCGGGCCUACCUCAGCCCUCACCCCUCUGCCCCUCCAUGUCUGGGGGGCUUUCUGGGGUGGUCUCAGCUCAGUGACCUCUGGGAGGGGGUCCCUGGCGCCCUCCUCCUCCUUCUCUCAGGACUUCCCUUGGGGUUCUCUAUACUGGUUACCUCAUCCCUUUCUCCCACUCUCCUGGCUUGAUUUUGGGUAAUUAGGGGUGGGGGAGGUAGGGGCUCAGGUCUGUGUUUCUGGGCUCUGGGGAGUAUUGAUAACCACAGUCAUGUUUCUUUCCAUCCAUUUUUGUUGUUUUCACAACAGGGUUUUAAUUGCUAUGAAUUGCCCGGGGUCCAUAAGAAUGCAGAACUCUGAUUCCCACCCCCCCCCCUUCUUCAGGUGUUAAUGGGGGGGCCUCUGGGGCAGACCUCACCCCUAGCAACUUCAGAUCAACCCCUUAGCCUCUCGAGUGGCCACCCCACUCUGCCUGCCCCUCCCCUGGGGGCUUCUGCUGUCCUCAGUCUCCCCUGGGCACUGGCUUCAUUCAUGGGCUUCCUAUUUCCAGGGGCAGCCUCCAACUUCCACUGCUUCCAGAUCGUAUGACUUCCAGCUCUCUCCGGCUCUAGGCCACUCAAUCCCUGGCCUUCUCCGGAUCUAGACCACACAGCCCCCCCCCCC